UUGUACUCAUACUAUUCAUUCUCUAAUAAAACAUUUUUCUUUUUCUUCCAGAUUCUUCUUUUCUUUCGUUUGCUCUUUCUCGUCUCUGACUUACUCUCAUGGUCUAGGGUUUGGCUCCGAUAACUUCUUAACUAAAUCGUAGUAAUAGGAAAGUUUCAGCACAGAAACACGAAGCUGAGAGAUUUAACAAAUGGGAUUUGGAGUCCUAAGAAGCAUCAUCGGACCCCUAUCAAGGACCGUAAUUUCACGCGCCGCCUCCACUUCUGCUACGUCGCCGUUUUUCUCCUCCUCUUUGUUCUUGAAACCCGAGUUACGAAGCGUCUCGACUAUCCAAUCUUCAUGGUUCCCUAUUUUGAACCGCUUUCACAGUUUAACCGACACGCGAUAUCCGAAGCGAAGACCAGUUGACAAGCCUCGUCGCAAAAGAGCCAGUUUGCGUCCGCCUGGACCGUAUGCAUUUGUAAUGUAUACUCCGGGGCAGCCUAUCAGGCCCAACAAUCCUAAUGAAGGGAGUGUCAAGAGAAGGAAUGAGAAAAAGCGCAUAAGGCAGCGCCGAGCUUUCAUUUUGGCAGAGGCAAAGAAGCGGAAGGCUCAGUUACAAGAGGCUAACAGGAAAAAGAGAAUUAAGACAGUAGAGCGUAAGAUGGCUGCUGUGGCAAGGGAAAGAGCAUGGGCUGAAAGACUGGCUGAGCUGCAGCGUCUUGAGGAAGAGAAGAAAAAAUCUAUGUCCUGAAUGGUUCUUGUUCAAUUUCGACUUAAGAUGUGACCCCAUGUUACUUUUUCGUUGUUUUUACUUCGGCAUUAUUGAACCGGUUUUAUAUAAAUUCUCACAGGUUGUUGCAAUGUGUUAAUUUCGGCAACGAUGCUCUUAUCUGUGCAAGGUUUGGCUUUGAACAUAUUAUGAGCUGUAUUUGUUUACAGGAUUUUCAAUUCUAUUUGGCAGGCAGGAUUAGAAAAAUAUAAAGACAUUGCCAGGUUUGUUCA
Molecule: messenger RNA, 984 nt
Organism: Mangifera indica (mango)
Lineage: Eukaryota; Viridiplantae; Streptophyta; Magnoliopsida; Sapindales; Anacardiaceae
Exons: 3
Coding region: 191-733 (180 amino acids)
Cellular component (GO): mitochondrion
Source: RefSeq, a predicted model, not a curated record